UUCUCACUCACUCGUCCUCUUGCCUUCACUCUGUAGACUGUGGUCCUUUAACAGUUUAUCCUUCCUCAUCUUCUUGAAGGUGUUUGUGGCUAUGAUGGCUCCUCAGCAGAUGCAGCAACUCCUUUCCUCCAACCAGCUGCAGGCUCUCAUUCACCAGAAGCAACAAGCCCUUCUGCUCCAGCAGCAACAUCUGAAAGAGUUUUACAAGAAGCAACAACAGAUUCACCUGCAGCUGCUUCAACAAAAGCCCAGCAAGAAAGUCAAAGAGCUCCCUGCACAGCAGCUUGUGUUCCAGCAGCUCCUCCAGCAGCAGCAGCUCCUCCGGGUGCAGAGACCCGUCCUGUCCUCCCCCGCCCUCUCUCCAGCUGGUUUUAGCCCUGCAAAGAUGCAGCAGAUAUGGAAAGAGCUCACAAACGGAAUAUCUGAAGAUAAAACCACAUCGAAAGGCAAUCAGGACUCUUCUGCUAACAAUAUAAUGUCAACAAAAGUCACAGGGAGGCCAACCGGUGACCAGCAGUCGUCUUCUCCUCGCAGGGCACAAUGUGCUGUCAAAGCUGAUCGCGCUGCCGCACACGCUCUCUAUGGUCACGGUGUGUGUCAUUGGCCCGGAUGUGAGUCGGUGUGUGAAAACUUCAGCGAGUUCAUCAAGCACAUAGGCAGCGAGCACACUCUGGAUGACAGAAAUACAGCACAGUGCAGAGUCCAGAUGCAGGUGGUUCAGCAACUUGAGCUUCAGCUCUGCAAAGAACGGGAGCGUCUCCGAGCAAUGAUGGCUCACCUGCAUCUGCCAUCUUUAGAAUCUCAGUUGAUCUCUGCACCCGCAAGUCUACAGUUGCCACAAUCUGAUACGGCUGCUGACCCACACGGUCUUCAGGUCAGCUUAGACGCUGGCCCCAACAACCUGGCCUCGCCGAGCCCGUCAGAUUCCCCACAACCGCUGGCCUCUGUCAGCACUCCAUCCCAGGGGAGUGAAGAAGAGUGUGCUGGGGCCAUAAGAUGUCGUCAUCACCCUUUGGUCUACUCCCUGUCUUCCGAAAAUGAAUAUGAGCUCUACAAGAACACCGAUAUCAGACCACCUUUCACCUACGCAACACUGAUAAGACAGGCUAUUAUGGAAACAUCAGACAUGCAACUAACACUCAACGAGAUAUACAACUGGUUCACACGGACAUUUGCUUAUUUCAGACGCAACGCCGCCACUUGGAAGAACGCAGUGCGCCACAACCUGAGCCUGCACAAGUGUUUUGUGCGUGUGGAGAAUGUGAAAGGUGCAGUGUGGACAGUAGAUGAGGUGGAAUACCAGAGGAGGAGAUCCCAGAAGAUCCCAGGGAGUCCAUUGCUGAUGAAAAAUGUGUCCUCCAGCCUUGAUUUUGGGACUGUUCUGAAUGCCAGCUUACAGACGGCACUGGCUGAGGCGUCACUGCCAGGAUUCAAGAAGGCGUGUGUGAGUAGAAGCUCCAUGAGUCAAACACUGGAGAACAAAGCAACAAACAGCAACAGUAAACAAAACUUCUCUCCACGAGUCCAGCAGUCUCUUUUCCUUAAAGGCGAAGCACUGAAUCUGAAUGACCAAGACUCUCUGAUGGCCACAGUAAAGCCAGCCAUGACUGAAGAUUAUGAAGAACAUUCGUUUGACCCUGAAUGACAAGAGAACGGUUUCAAACACUCUGCCAAGGCGAGCCCUCUUACAAUGUUAAUGCAGUGCGAAGUUCUCACCAAAAUAUCUUUUGAUCAAAUACACAAAAUGGAGAUAUUCAGAAUUGUGGUUCAUCAUAUGGUUCAACUAUAUUAUAUUGAUUUUGUUGACAUGUCUGCAGCAGGCCACUUUUUCUUUUGAUAUGUCAACCUUAAAGAAAAGAAAGGGGAAUAUAGUGCCACCUGUAGUACAUACAAUGACAAAGAAAUAUUACAGUUAAAUAAGAGAUUCAAUGUAUUUAAAGCCAAACUGUUGCUCACAUUUGAACUACCCAGAUAAUAAAAAUGAAUGACAUUUUUUUCAACCUGGCCAAGAAAAGUGCAUCAUGACAAGAAUCAAAAUAGAGGAGAAUGAACACAAUCAAAAAGACGAGUUGGGAUCUGAUAGUUUGGGGGAAACGGUGUCUUUUUCACCAUGAAGAAAUCCCACACUUUUAAAUGAUACGAUCCAAAGGCCAAAGGACAGACAUAUUUCUUACAGUAUGUUGUAGAGAAGGAAUGUUUUGUCUGUUUUUGUGAUAGUUAAAAACAGUGAAUGCUACAUUACAGCAAAGAGAGAGCUGUUUUCUGUUGAUGAAAUAUUUAAAAACAUGUAUAGUCUGUACUGUGGCUUCUCUCUGUUGUCUUUGAAAAUCAGCCUGCUGAAAUGUGUUUUAUCAAUGUCAAUUCGUCUUGUGUGUUUACCUGUUUCCCUGUAUGUAACUUAUGUAUUUAAUACAUCACUGUCACAGAAAUAAAGAUUCCAAACAUUCCACUUUUAUAACAUUGUGAGGGUAUUUACAUUAGAUGCUGUGCUUGUCUGUAAUUGUAUGCCCAACGUGUCGGAUUACAAUGUAAUAAUAAAUAUAUGUAAACCUGA
Sander lucioperca (pikeperch) is the source of this 2554-nucleotide messenger RNA. RefSeq names its product forkhead box protein P2-like. The coding region runs from base 92 to 1645 and encodes 517 amino acids. NCBI's taxonomy places the organism in Eukaryota, Metazoa, Chordata, Actinopteri, Perciformes, Percidae. The transcript is spliced from 14 exons. Gene Ontology annotation, cellular component: nucleus. The record is from RefSeq and is a predicted model, not a curated record. Gene Ontology annotation, molecular function: DNA-binding transcription repressor activity, RNA polymerase II-specific; RNA polymerase II cis-regulatory region sequence-specific DNA binding. Gene Ontology annotation, biological process: regulation of transcription by RNA polymerase II.